GUACUGCACCUUGCCCGACGCCGCACCCGCAACCCGCAGCAGAUAGAAGAAGACCGGCUCAGCUCCGGCCGGUCGAGAUCCACCGAUCCACUCACCUUACUGCGCCGAGCCGAGCGGGGCGCGCGGGCGGCUCAGAUCACACCGCACCGGCGGGCGAUCACCGACGCCGACGCGGCGCCCCCACGCCAACGGCCGAACGCACUAUACGAGCUCUCUCCCCCCUCGCCGUCGUGCUCCCCGACCCGACCCAACCCCACCCACUCCUCCCUCCCGCAGCUACAUCUCCCGCCUCGCCGCCGCGCGGCUGGAGCUCGCCAAAGAGCUUCCUCCGCUACUCGCCCCAGCUCCCCGGCGACGUCGGCCCGGCUCCCGCGCGUUCAUCCUCCCGCUCUCGCGCGGUCUGCGGGCUCGAUCGAUUUGAUUGGCGGGGCCGAGGUCGCCGGUCCAGAUCCCCGCUCCCGCGCGCUUGGGCGUGGGAGGUGGAUCAGCGGCGCGGAUCAGAUCUAUGCCUGAGAUCUAGGGGUGCAGGUACGUAGCUGGAGGUGGUGAGCUGGUGGCGAUCGGAGUCCGGCAGCAGGGAUGGCGUGGUGGUCCGGGAAGGUGUCGCUGGGCGGGCUGCAGGACAUCGCCGGAGCAGUCAACAAGAUCAGCGAGAGUGUGAAGAACAUCGAGAAGAACUUCGACAGCGCGCUCGGCUUAGAGGAGAAGCGCGGCGACGAUGAAGAAGCAUCAGGAUCACGGACAUCCAACUCUGAUGGGAUAGGAUUCUUCAAUCCUGUCAUGGCUUUCAUGGGACACAAUGGUGAGGAGGAUAUCACCGAAGUAUCAAAAAAGCCACAAUCUCCAAAGAAUCAGCCAGCAGAGGAAGAAAACCAUAGCACCCCUACUAAGCAGCAGACAUCUAAGGUAGAUGCUUCUGAAGUAUCAGGAACAACCAAAUCUCCAAAGCAGCCUUCAAAAGCGGAAGAAGGUCAUAACAUGUCCACUGAGUCACCUGUUUCUAAGGCAGAUGUUUCUGAGCAAUCCAUGACAUCACAAACUCUAACACAUCCUUCAGCAGUAGAAGAAAAUUUUGAUGGCUCCAUUAAGUCACCAGUGUCUAAGGGGGAUGAUUCUGAAGCAUCAGAAACAUCACAAUCUCCGACACAUUCUUCAACAGCGGAAGAAACUCAUAGUAGUUCCAUUGAGAAUAUUAGUUCAGUUAUGAAUGAAAGCCAGGACCAUCAAGAUAGCAAACAUUCUGGUCCUAGUGAUGAAGCACAGCCUAAUCAGCUUGGAGAGUCUGUGGGUGACAUACCUGAUGGUGGAGCAUCUUCUUCGCCAACCAAAAUAGAUCAAUUAGGUGACACCAAAACAAGGGAAUCUAUUCAUAUUGGAAAGGAAGAGACAUCUGAUGGGAACGCCUUGCAGUCACAACCAGCUGAGUCCGUUCUAGCUAGCUCAGAUGGUAUAGUUGAAGCUGAGGACAAAAUUGAUCAACAAUCUGAUGCUCCCAAAGAAAUAAGUAGCCCACAGGAUAGCACUGAUACAGUAGACAAAGCUACUCAUGUCGAAGUCAAAGUACAUGAUGAAAAUACUAAUACUGAAAAAAAUGAGGAAGAAAGCAAUAAGACAGAGGCAGGGGCAGCAUCUGUCAAUGAACAGGAGGAUAUUGUGCCGGAGCAUCCUGAAGAAUUUAGAUCAAAGUCCAUAAUUCAAGAGCAUGAUUCGCAUUUGCAGAAUGAAUCUCUGGUGAAUUCGACAGAUGUACCUGCUGAACCAGUGGAAGUAAGUUCUCCUGCAAAUGAUUUUAGAAAAGAAGAAAAGGCUCAGCAAUCUGUUAGAAGCACAAAUUCUUCGACUCUGGAAUCUGCUGGUUCUGUCGUUGAGCUAGAGAAAUUAAGACGUGAAAUGAAAAUGAUGGAUGCUGCAUUGCAAGGUGCUGCAAGGCAAUCUCAGUCCAAAGCUGAUGAAAUUGCAAGAUUGAUGAAUGAGAAUGAGCAACUCAAAUCAACAAUUGAUGAUCUCAAGAGUAAAUCAUCUGAAGCAGAAUUGGAUGCGCUUAAGGAUGAAUACCACCAGAGAGUAGCAACUCUUGAAAGGAAGGUGUACGCACUAACCAAAGAACGGGAUACUCUAAGGAGAGAACAGAAUAAAAAAAGUGAUGCAGCUGCCCUUUUGAAAGAAAAGGAUGAGAUUAUCAAUCAGGUCAUGGCUGAAGGUGAGGAGUUAUCCAAAAAGCAAGCUGCUCAAGAAGCUACAAUUCGAAAACUGAGGGCACAGAUUCGUGAGCUUGAAGAAGAAAAACAACGUCUGAACUCAAAGAUCCAGGUCGAGGAGACUAAGGUUGAGAGCAUUAAGAGAGACAAGGCAGCAACUGAGAAGUUGCUUCAAGAAACGAUAGAAAGAAAUCAGACUGAACUUGCAGCUCAGAAGGAGUUUUACACCAAUGCUCUUAAUGCAGCUAAAGAGGCUGAGGCAUUGGCUGAAGCAAGAGUCAACAGCGAAGCCAAAGUUGAACUGGAGAGCCUUUUAAGAGAAGCUGGUGAAAAAGAAAAUAUGUUGAUUAAGACGAUCGAGGAGUUGAGGCAUUCUCUUACGAGGCAAGAACAGGAGGCUGCUUUCAGGGAAGAAAGGAUAAAAAGGGACUACGAUGAUCUUCAAAAGCGGUAUCAAGCCAGUGAACUUCGUUAUAAUGAACUGGUCACACAAGUUCCUGAGUCUACCAGACCACUCCUAAGGCAAAUUGAAGCCAUGCAGGAGACAGCAGCUCGUAGGGAAGAAGCUUGGGCUGGUGUUGAGAGAACAUUGAACUCUCGCCUUCAGGAAGCAGAAGCUAAAGCUGCUGCUGCAGAAGAAAAAGAGCGGUCUGUAAGUGAGCGAUUGUCACAAUGUUUAUCCCGGAUAACUGUUCUUGAGACCCAGAUUACAAUUCUUAGAACAGAGCAGACACAGCUGAGCCGAUCUCUUGAAAAGGAGAGGCAGAGAGCUUCUGAAAGUAGACAGGAGUACCUAGCAAUUAAAGAGGAGGCUGCAAUACAAGAAGGGCGAGCCAAACAACUCGAAGAAGAACUAAAGGAGCUUAGGGCUAGGCACAAGAAGGAGCUGCAAGAAGCAGCAGAACACAGGGAACUGCUUGAGAAGGACCUUGAAAGGGAAAAGGCUGCCAGGGCAGAGAUUGAGAAAACAUCUUCCCGUGAAGCACCUAAGGUUCCACUUCCUGAUCAAACAAGAAAUUCCCCUCUAAGAAAGCUCUCUAGUUCUGGGAGUAUAAAUAGUCUGGAAGAAAGCCAUUUCCUUCAAGCAUCAUUGGAUUUAUCAGACAAUGCUUCAUUAGAAAGAAGAAUGUCUUCAGAAAGUAAUAUGUCAUAUUAUCUGAGGACCAUGACUCCAAGUGCUUUUGAAUCAGCACUGCGUCAAAAGGAUGGAGAGCUUGCUUCCUACAUGUCACGCUUGGCCUCAUUGGAAUCUAUUCGGAAUUCACUGGCGGAGGAGUUGGUGAAAAUGACAGAACAAUGUGAAAAGUUACGGACUGAAGCUGCUGCUCUGCCUGGCUUAAGGGCCGAAUUGGAGGCUCUGAAACAAAGGCACUUUCAAGCUCUAGAACUUAUGGGGGAACGUGAUGAAGAGCUGGAAGAGCUACGAAAUGAUAUCGUUGACUUAAAAGAGAUGUACAGAGAGCAAGUGGAUCUUCUCGUUAGCCAGCUCCAGGCAUUGGGUGCCCGUGUAUAGUGGCUGUACGGCUUUGUCAUGCCAUCAAAUUCUUUUUCUGUGCAUCGACCAAAUCCAAGAUAACAGGUCUUGAGCAUGUUUCUUCGAAAUUUUGUAACCAUACAGCGACACUGAAAAUAUUCGUUUGUAUACAUCUGAAGCACCUCGGUGUUGGGUUUAGGAGGAUACGUUGUUGUAUACUAGAUUUAAUAGUUUCACAGUUUUACGUGUAUUCUUUGUAAUUUGUUUUCAUCAAAGUGUAUCAAAUUUGAGAAUCCAUUUGCCUGUGUACCUCAGAGGAAUGCAAUCAAUCAAUAAUAUCGAGAGCCCGUUUUGUCCC
Molecule: messenger RNA, 4030 nt
Organism: Panicum hallii
Lineage: Eukaryota; Viridiplantae; Streptophyta; Magnoliopsida; Poales; Poaceae
Product: golgin candidate 5
Exons: 19
Coding region: 580-3711 (1043 amino acids)
Source: RefSeq, a predicted model, not a curated record